Molecule: messenger RNA, 1932 nt
Organism: Exophiala spinifera
Lineage: Eukaryota; Fungi; Ascomycota; Eurotiomycetes; Chaetothyriales; Herpotrichiellaceae
Exons: 4
Coding region: 1-1932 (643 amino acids)
Molecular function (GO): GTP binding
Source: RefSeq, a predicted model, not a curated record
AUGGCCAGUCCAAUUUGGCCCGAACGUUCUUCCUAUGAGGAGGACACGUCCAGAAUUCCACCUGGGACAUUUUCUAGACUCAGCCGCUUUGCUAGAGACAGUGCUCUCACGCCAGCAGGCUGGCUGUUAUCUCAGCUGCGGAGCUCUACAGCAUCUCAAGAGCCAGCCUCUGGAGCAAAAGAAGACGUCGAAGUUUCUAGGUCUCUUGAUGAGCUCUCCGACGACAGUCCCACAAUGGAGGAUUGGGAUGUUGUCCGCGUUGCCUCUCCCACUGAGCGGCUAAGUGACAAUGAUGUCGACGUUCAGGAAGUCAAGGUUGCACGGGAUUACGAGCAAGGGGAUGAUCUCAACGAUACCACAGAGACGGAGGACGAUGACUCUAGCGGCGCUCAACUUCAUGAGAUCCAAUUUAUGAGACGCGAUAUCAUCAUUGCAGUCAUGGGAGUUACUGGGGCUGGAAAGAGCACGUUCAUCUCCUUGCUAUGUGAACAAGACAUCGAAAUUGGCCAUGGCCAGAAAUCUUGCACAACAAAUGUAGGCGUGUAUCAUUUCAACCUUGGAGGUGUUCGCAUUUGGCUGAUCGACACCCCGGGAUUUGAUGACACCAAUCGCUCUGAUACUGAAGUUCUGGGAGAUAUAGCAUACUGGCUUGCUAGAGCAUAUACUCAGCACAUGCAGCUGGCAGGAAUUAUUUAUCUCCACCGCAUUACCGAUGUGCGAAUGCAGGGUUCCGCGCUCCGAAAUCUGAGACUAUUCAAGGAAUUGUGCGGACAAGACGAGCUGAGAUCCGUGAUCCUUGCAACUACACACUGGACUCACGGAGAAGGCAAUAGUGUAAGUGAAGAGGUGGGCCGAGGACGAGUCAAAGAGCUCGAAACGACAAAGGAGUUCUGGGGCGGAAUGAUCGAACGUGGAAGCAGAGUCGAGAAGCAUGAUGGCAGUGAGGCUUCAGCGCUGAGAAUAGUCUCUAAUCUGGUCAGCCGGCACGACAGUGUGACGCUCAAGAUCCAGAGACAGAUGGUCGAUGAAAAGCGAAGUCUUUUCGAAACGGCCGCCGGCCAGGAGUUGCAGCGUGAGAUAAUCGAGGAACGAAGGAAAGCUGAAGAGACGCUGAAGAAGCUGAAAUUGGACAUGGAAUAUGCUUUAAACGAAAAGGACAAGGAAUGGCAGGAGACGAUCAAGCAAGACAGAGCAGCUCUUGAGGCGAGGAUCGACCAGCGGACGAAGGAGAUGGAAGCAUUGAAGAUAAACCUCGCCAAGCUGGCAGCAGAGAAAGACGAACAAUUUCGCAAGAUGGAGCGAAAAUGGAACCGAGAGAAAGCUGAUUUGGAAUCGCGCUUGCAUCAGGUCGUGGUGAGGAACAGAAAUUCUGGAGACGCUCACGCUGGAUCGGCAACUCCAACUGCCUCGGAUCGCCCGAAUAGGGAUAUCCCAAUGAGAUAUGCGUGGGAAAAUGGUAUUGGGCACGUGAAUGAGACACCAGGGAGAGCUGAGCGUACCACGCUGACGACCAGACUUGAGACGCCAUCGAGAAGGCCAUCGAGAAACCAGGCGCCAUCUGGAAGGGGGGCCCUCUCCAGACUCGGAGAAGAGCGCGAGACUACAGUGGCCAGACUCGACACACGAAUAAAGCAGGAGGAUGAGAGGAUACUAAGAACGCCGCGGGAGCUAGCAAGAAUUGAGACAGGAAGGCAGGAGCAUGAAAGGAAACUAAGAGAGCACCAGGAGAUUCUAGCACGACUUGAGACACGAACAAGGCAGAGGGAGGAUGAAUGGAGAAUAGCGCUGGAGGAGGCGGAGGAGGCGGAGAAACGGAGAAUAAGGCAGAGGGAGGACGAAUGGAGAAUAGCGCUGGAGGAGGGGAGGAGGCCGAGGAAUGGAGAAUACGGCAGAGGGAGGAGGAAUGGAGACGUAGAGAACGACAGAAGGUAG